Nicotiana attenuata is the source of this 3887-nucleotide messenger RNA. Its product is annotated as myosin heavy chain, cardiac muscle isoform. NCBI's taxonomy places the organism in Eukaryota, Viridiplantae, Streptophyta, Magnoliopsida, Solanales, Solanaceae. The transcript has 9 exons. The record is from RefSeq and is a predicted model, not a curated record. The coding region runs from base 417 to 3611 and encodes 1064 amino acids.
UAUAUAUACACAAAGAUACAGAGAGAGAAAGAGAACCACUGUGUGUGUGUGUGUGAAAUACAGGAAGAAAACCCACUUCAGAUCUGCUGUUCUCUCUCUUCUUAACACAUUCUUGAUUACUUUCACAAGUGUUUCAUUUCAUAUUGUAACAAUGGCUCCAUUUUAACUCAGUUUCAACUCAUAUUUCAUUCAUUGUGUUUACUCAGUGCCACGUGUCUCCUUCCCUGUUUCUUGCUCUCUAGCUUACUCUCUUCAGCUCUACACUGCAAAACUCAAUCUGGGUAUUCUUAGUUGUGGUGAAUUUGAGUGCUUUUUCAGUUGCAUGAUCAUUUUCCGUCAGUGUUCGCCGGAGCUCCGGUGAUGCUCAGAGCUGAGCUCCGGCGCAAAUGUAUUAGUUUAGGGUUAAUAUUGUAAAAAUGUUCAAGUCUGGGAGAUGGAGGAGCGAAAAGAACAAGAUCAAAGCUGUUUUCAGGUUGCAGUUUCAUGCAACUCAGGUGUCACAGGUAGUAGGAGAUGCAUUAAUGGUAUCUGUGGUUCCAGCUGAUGUUGGAAAGCCAACGGUAAAAUCAGAGAAGGCAACGGUUCGUGAUGGGAGCUGCUAUUGGGAGAAUGGAGUUCUUGAAACUGUGAAAUUCGUUCGAGAGCCAAAGUCGGGGAAGAUUCAUGAGAGGAUCUAUAACUUUGUUGUGGGAACUGGUUCUUCAAAAUCUGGAAUUGUUGGCGAAGCUUCGUUUGACUUUUCGAGUUAUGCAGAUGCAACUAAGGUCUCCUUGGUGUCUCUUCCUCUCAAAAAUUCUAAAUCUGAAGCUGUGUUGCAUGUUUCUAUACAGAGGAUUCAAGAUUCUGCUGAUCAAAGUGUUGUCGAAGAAAUCGAAACUGCAAAACUUAAUUCUCUGGAUAGAAGCUUGAGAUCACAAUUAAGCAAUGAUGAUUUUGAUUCAAUAGUUAAAGAUGAUUUUAUUGAGGAAGCUCUGGCCAACAAACCUACAUCACAAAAUGGUGGAAAGAAUGGCAACUGCCGGACAUCAAGCGAAUCUGAUAUUACCCUGUCCAGUUCUGGAAGCAGCUCAGGGCUUGAUACACCUUGUGAAAUCCCAUUGAAGAACAACACGGUCCAUCACGAGCAAAUAAGCUUUCCGUCCUCUCUGAAUAAUGCUUUGGUUCCCCGGAAGCAAAAUAGCAAUGUCUCAACAACAGUUCACGAAGAAAGUCCGAAUGCACACUGGGAGUGGAUGGAAGCUUCUGCUUUUGAUGCGGGUUCAGAUGUUGUUGAAAAGCUCAAAACUGAGCUCAUAGCUAUGGCUAGGCAAGCAGACGUGUCGGAUAUGGAACUACAGACUCUGCGGAAACAGAUAGUCAAGGAGAGCAAAAGGGGACAGGACCUCUCAAAAGAGGUAGCUAGUUUGAAAGAGGAACGAGAUGCUCUCAAGGAAGAAUGCGAUAAACUCAAAGCCUCACAGAAACGUAUUGACGAGACAAAGUCCAAAGACAAGUUGCUUUACGACAACGGGGAUAUUCAGGCUCUUGUAGAUGAGCUUAGGCAAGAGUUGAGUUAUCACAAGGACAUGAAUGCAAAUCUUCAGAUACAACUUCAGAAGACACAAGAAUCUAAUUCUGAACUAAUUCUUGCUGUCCAAGAUCUAGAUGAGAUGUUGGAACAGAAAAACCAAGAAAUCGCUAACCUGUGCAACAAAUCAACGACGUGCGAUGAUGCUGAGAAGUUUCCAGAUGUUAUCUCCAACUCCAAGCAUGAAAUGAGUGAUGAAGAUGAUGAAGAGCAAAAAGCACUUGAGCAGCUUGUGAGACAGCAUAGCGAUGCCAAGGAAACAUACAUGCUAGAGCAAAAAAUCAUGGACCUGCAUGGUGAAAUUGAGAUCUACAGAAGAGACAGAGACGACUUAGAGAUGCAGAUGGAGCAACUUGCCCUUGACUAUGAGAUACUGAAGCAAGAAAACCAUGACAUGUCAUACAAAUUGGAGCAAAGCCAGAUACAGGAACAAUUAAAGAUGCAGUAUGAAUGUUCCUCUUCGUAUGCCACUGCAAGUCAACUGGAAGCCCAGAUCGAGAGCUUGGAGAACGAGCUGAAGAAGCAAUCUGACGAAUUCUCUGACUCUUUGGUCACGAUUAGUGAACUCGAAGCUCAAGUGAGGAACUUGGAGGAAGAACUGGAAAAGCAAGCCCAGGGAUUUGAAGCUGAUUUAGGCGCAUUGACUCGUGAUAAAGUUGAACAAGAGCAGAGAGCAAUACGAGCUGAAGAAGCAUUGAGGAAGACAAGAUGGCAAAAUGCUAGCACAGCAGAGCGGCUUCAGGAGGAAUUUAAACGACUCUCUGUUCAAAUGGCGUCCACUUUUGAGGCUAAUGAAAAAUUGGCUAGCAAAGCUUUGAACGAAGCUAAUGAAUUUCGCCUACAGAAAAUGCACCUUGAAGAUAUGCUUCAGAAAUCGUCCGAGGAGCUCCAAUCAAUCAGAGACAAUUAUGAAGUAAGGGUUCUUGAGCUUUCCAGCCAGGUGAAUAAAAUGACACAUCAAAUCGACAAGUUGCAGAGAGAAAUUGAAGAAAAAUCUAUGCAACUACAGAGACAAGAAGAGCUCGCCAAGGAUACUCAGCAGCAUCAGUCACAGAAAGUUAUUAUCCUUGAAGCUGAGAUUGCAAAUCUAUUAGCAGACAAGAAAACAUCAUCUGAUCAUGAAGAACAGAAGAAUAGCUUGAUGGCUGAAUUAGAUAAAAUGAGGUCAUCAAUUAAAGAUAUGGAAUUGCUUGUCGAACAAGGUCGCAGUGAAAGACGCGAACUGGAGACUGAGCUUGCAUCAGUGAGAAAAGAAGCAGAGGAGUCUUUGAAGGAAUUAAACAAUAUGAGGUCUCUUAAGGCUGAGAAGGAGGCAAUAGCUGGGAAACUGCAUUUGGAAAUGGAUAACCUUAAAUCGAGAUGCAAUGAAAUGAAAAGGAUGUUGUUUGAGGACGAGGUGGAGAAAGAAAAAUUGAAAAAGCAGGUGUCUCAAUUAAAAGCUGAUCUAAAGAAGAAAGAGGAUGCAUUGAAUGGUUUAGAUAAAAAGCUGAAGGAUGCCAACGGUCGAUUAAUAGCUUCUAAUGGAAUGAAAGCAACAUCAAAGAACAACAAAUUAAUGGCUACAUCUGCAGGAUCAAAAGAGGUUGCAAGUCUUAAAGAUAAGAUAAAGUUGCUUGAGGGUCAGAUCAAGAUGAAGGAAGGUGCACUUGAGAGCUCAACAAAUUCAUUUUUGGAGAAGGAGAGAGAUCUUCAAGACAAAAUAGAGGAGUUAGAUAGAAGAUUAGAAGAUCUUAGUCAGAAUGCAGAAAGGCUCUCCGAACAAGAAUCCCGAAAGGUAGCUGCAGAUGUUCUACAUCCAGGUUCUACGACAUGCACAGGGGAGAGCUGCAAUGGCUGUUCACUUGACAAGAAAAAUGAAGCCUCAGCAUGUAAUACAAGACAUGUUGAGGAAUUGACCGGCGAAAUUGAACUACUGAGGGAGAGGAACAAUGUAAUGGAAGAAGAACUGAAGGAAAUGCAAGAUAGAUAUUCAGAAAUAAGUCUCAAGUUUGCUGAGGUAGAAGGAGAAAGACAACAGCUAGUAAUGAAAUUGCGAAAACGCUAAAAAGAAACCAUAAGUCAGUUCCAACUUCCAAAGAAGUGAUUACUAAGAUUGUCAAAAUAAAUGUAAAUUGGUGAGGGAAAAUUCAUCAUUUUAAAGUUUUGUUUCUUGCAUAUAAUGUUUGACUUUAGUCCUAGAUAUUAUACAAGAAUGUAAAAUAGUUUAGCUAAAUAGGUUAUAUGUCUCACUUACUAGUCAUGUAAGAGUACUUUCAGCUGUUUUUGUGAGUAGUUAUUGGUAAUAUCUUCUGUUUAUGAAUACACUCUUUUCUUUUAUUCA